AUGGAGCCAACCACAGCUGAACCUAAAACCGAUGUAGGGUCGGCCAGUGUGCAGUCUGAAGAGCUCCGCCGCCGCAAGAAGGGCAUGAAAUGCUUAGCAUAUGUAGCUGCUUUCGCCAUUUUCCUGACUGCCAUUAUACUAGCCUUGGCAGUAACUGUCAUGAAUAUCAAGAAUCCUAAGUUUAGGCUCCACUCCAUUGACGUUGAGGAUCUCAGUUUGAGCCCCUCCACCACACCUCCAUCCUUCAGCAUGAGACUUGAUGCAGAACUAGCUGUCAAGAACACAAACUUUGGUCACUACAAGUACGAAAACAGCACCAUUACACUGGCCUAUAGAGGCACCAAGGUUGGAGAGGCCUUGAUUUCCAAAGGUAGAGCAAGGGCAAGAUCCACCAAAGAGAUUGAGGUAACUGUGGAUGUGACUUCAAGCAACGCAUCAAUUAAUUCAAACUUGGCCAGUGAUUUAAAUUCCGGGAUUUUGACCCUGACCAGCCAUGGAGAACUGAGUGGGAAGGUGCAUCUGAUGGAGGUGAUCAAGAAGAAGAAAGCCCCACAAAUGAAUUGCAACAUCAACAUUGAUUUGGUCAAGAAAGAGAUCCAAGAUUGGAACUGCAAUUAA
This is a messenger RNA of Vitis vinifera (wine grape), 618 nucleotides long. RefSeq lists its product as uncharacterized. NCBI's taxonomy places the organism in Eukaryota, Viridiplantae, Streptophyta, Magnoliopsida, Vitales, Vitaceae. Bases 1 to 618 code for a protein of 205 amino acids. The record is from RefSeq and is a predicted model, not a curated record. The transcript has a single exon.